This is a messenger RNA of Sus scrofa (pig), 5603 nucleotides long. Lineage: Eukaryota; Metazoa; Chordata; Mammalia; Artiodactyla; Suidae. The record is from RefSeq and is a predicted model, not a curated record.
AGGGGCAGGCGAGCUGGCGGGCCGGGUGACUGGCUGCAGGGGCCGGGACAAAAGCCGCCCUGUCCCAGUCACCCUGGCUGCCCUAAAGCGUGCAAUUGCCCGGCGGGAGGGGUGGCUCAGGCCUGGCAGCCAGGAAAUGAGGGACCUGGAAGGAGGGGCCUCUCUUGGAGAGGCGAUUCUGGAAGAGGUGCCCCUAAGCUCCUAGGGGUCUCAGAGGAUGCUGAAGGGUGACAGGGAGGCAGAUCAGACACAAGCUUAACUUGGAGAACUUUCCCUGCACAUAGCUGUAGCUUGAAGGCAUUCCAGUUUCUGCACGUGCUGGGGAGGUUGGGGCUGGGGCAGGAGAUUGGCAGGUUGGAGGUGGGUGGCCUGUAUGGCUAGGCAAGCUGGGGUUCUGGAGCCCAGAGAGCCAAGUCUCCUUUCCACUUUGGGCACCUGGGUGGGUAUCCAGCUGCAGGCUAAAGGAAGCACAUCUCACUCCACCCCACACACACUUAAAUUGUUUUCCAGCCUAGACUGCUGCUGAGGUCUGGAGGGGUGUGGAAACCAAGGUUAGAUUAAAAAAAGAAAAAGAAGAGAACCGAGAGGAAGAGGUGGUUUUAGGAAAAUGAAGACUAAUAUUUUGAAAUGGUGCUUGGAGAGAAGAGGCCAGUGUGGACCAGGGGGGUGGGGUGGGUUAGGGCUUCAGCACCCCCCCACCCCUCCAGUUCCUUGCAGAGCAGAGGAUCAUCCAGGCCUUACUGUGUGGGGACCUGGCUGGGUGCGCUGGGUGGAGGCAGGAGAAUGUGGAGCCGGAGCCGGAGCUGGGACUUGAACAACCCCAGCACCAGCACCCGAGCCCGCGCCUGUCUUCGUGACAGGGCUGAGUCCUGUGCUGUCAACUACACCCCUCCAAAGGGGUUGCUAGGCAGCGGGGCUCUGAUGUGCGGGAAGGCCUUCUGAUUUGUCAGCCUCCUGCAGACACAUGGUUAAGGCUCCUUCCAGCCUAUCCGGAGGAGGGACGCGGGGCACGCUGCCUGCAUACUGCCGAGCCCUGGGUCCACCUGAAUGUGAGGUGCAAAAGGCAGCCAGAGGGAGGGGGUGCCUGCAGCCCUCCGGCUUCCUAACCAGCUCAGCCCCACGCACCGCCCCCCAUCUCCUCUCGGGCUGCUGACUCUUCCCUGCCUGUCUCUGCCCCGUUCCUCCCCUCUUUCCCAAACCGUGGAAAAGCAAAGUGCAGCAGGGAAAAGAGGUACUGUCUGAUGAGCGUGAAAGGUUGUUUCACUGACUUCCACAUCGACUUUGGAGGCACUUCCGUUUGGUACCAUGUUUUCCGGGGCGGGAAGAUAUUUUGGCUGAUUCCUCCAACCUUGCACAAUUUAGCGCUGUACGAGGAGUGGGUGCUCUCAGGCAAACAGAGUGACAUCUUCCUGGGAGACCGUGUGGAGCGAUGCCAAAGAAUUGAGCUGAAGCAGGGCUACACAUUUUUCAUCCCUUCCGGCUGGAUCCAUGCAGUCUACACCCCCGUAGACUCCCUGGUAUUCGGCGGAAAUAUCCUGCACAGCUUCAACGUGCCCAUGCAGCUGCGGAUCUACGAGAUUGAGGACAGAACACGGGUGCAGCCCAAAUUCCGUUAUCCCUUCUACUAUGAGAUGUGCUGGUAUGUCUUGGAGAGAUACGUGUACUGUGUGACCCAGCGGUCCUACCUCACUCAGGAAUACCAGAGAGAAUCAAUGCUUAUUGAUGCCCCAAGAAAGCCCAGCAUAGACGGCUUCUCAUCAGAUUCCUGGCUGGAGAUGGAGGAAGAGUCCUGUGAGCAGCAGCCCCAGGAAGAGGAGAAGGAGGAAGAGGAAGAGGAAGAGGAGGAGGGCACAGAUAAGACGCCCAAACCACCCACUGAUGGCCCUGCCUCGCCCACCAGCAUCCCCUCAGAGGACCAGGAGGCCCCUGGGAAGAAGCCCAAAGCCCCUGCCAUGCGGUUCCUCAAAAGAACUUUGUCGAACGAGUCGGAGGACAGUGUGAAGUCCGCCACGAUGCCCAUAGACUACCCCAAGACGCCCACCGGCUCUCCGGCCACUGAGGUCUCUGCCAAAUGGACCCACCUCACCGAGUUUGAGCUGAAGGGCCUGAAAGCUCUGGUGGAGAAACUUGAAUCCCUCCCUGAGAAUAAGAAGUGUGUCCCAGAGGGCAUCGAGGACCCCCAGGCACUCCUGGAGGGCGUGAAGAAUGUCCUGAAGGAGCAUGCGGACGACGAUCCCAGUCUGGCCAUCACUGGGGUCCCUGUAGUCACUUGGCCAAAGAAGACUCCAAAGAACCGAGCGGUGGGUCGGCCCAAGGGGAAGUUGGGCCCGGCCUCCGCCGUGAAGUUGGCCGCCAACCGGACCACGGCGGGAGCUCGCCGACGCCGGACGCGAUGCCGCAAGUGCGAGGCCUGCCUGCGGACGGAGUGCGGAGAGUGCCACUUCUGCAAGGACAUGAAGAAGUUCGGGGGCCCCGGGCGGAUGAAGCAGAGCUGCAUCAUGCGGCAGUGCAUUGCGCCAGUGCUGCCCCAUACCGCCGUGUGCCUGGUGUGUGGCGAGGCAGGGAAAGAGGACACGGUGGAAGAGGAAGAAGGCAAGUUUAACCUCAUGCUCAUGGAGUGCUCCAUCUGCAACGAAAUCAUCCACCCUGGAUGCCUUAAGAUUAAGGAGUCAGAGGGCGUGGUCAACGAUGAGCUUCCAAACUGCUGGGAGUGUCCAAAGUGUAACCACGCCGGCAAGACCGGGAAAGCCUACAAGCAAAAGCGUGGCCCUGGCUUUAAGUACGCCUCCAAUCUGCCCGGCUCCCUGCUCAAGGAGCAGAAGAUGAACCGGGACAACAAGGAAGGGCAGGAGCCUGCCAAGCGGAGGAGUGAGUGUGAGGAGGCGCCCCGGCGCAGGUCAGACGAGCACCCCAAGAAGGUGCCCCCUGACGGCAUCCUGCGCCGAAAGUCGGAUGAUGUGCACCUGAGGAGGAAGCGGAAAUAUGAGAAGCCCCAGGAGCUGAGUGGACGCAAACGAGCCUCGACGCUUCAAACGUCCCCCGGUUCCUCCUCUCACCUCUCGCCGAGGCCCCCUCUAGGCAGCAGCCUCAGCCCCUGGUGGAGAUCCAGUCUCACUUACUUCCAGCAGCAGCUAAAGCCUGGCAAAGAAGAUAAGCUUUUCAGGAAAAAGCGUCGAUCCUGGAAGAACUCAGAGGACCGGAUGGCUCUAGCCAACAAGCCCCUCAGACGGUUCAAGCAGGAGCCAGAGGAUGACCUGCCCGAGGCGCCCCCCAAGACCAGGGAGAGUGACCACUCCCGCUCCAGCUCCCCCACUGCUGGGCCCAGUACCGAAGGCACAGAGGGCUCGGAGGAGAAGAAGAAAGUGAAGAUGCGCCGGAAGCGGCGGCUCCCCAACAAGGAGCUGAGCAAGGAGCUGAGCAAGGAGCUGAACCAGGAGAUCCAGAAGACGGAGAGCAGCCUGGCCAAUGAGAACCACCAGCCCAUCAAGUCAGAGCCCGAGAGUGAGAACGAGGAGCCCAAGCGGCCCCUGGGCCUCUGUGAGCGCCCCCACCGCUUCAGCAAGGGGCUCAAUGGCACCCCCCGGGAGCUGCGGCACCAGCUGGGGCCUGGGCUGCGCAGCCCACCCCGAGUCAUCUCCCGGCCCCCUCCCUCCGUGUCCCCCCCUAAAUGUAUCCAGAUGGAGCGACAUGUGAUCCGGCCGCCCCCCAUCAGCCCCCCGCCCGACUCGCUGCCUCUGGACGAUGGGGCAGCCCACGUCAUGCACAGGGAGGUGUGGAUGGCCGUCUUCAGCUACCUCAGCCACCGAGACCUAUGUGUUUGCAUGCGGGUCUGCAGGACCUGGAACCGCUGGUGCUGUGAUAAGCGGUUAUGGACCCGCAUCGACCUGAACCACUGCAAGUCCAUCACGCCCUUGAUGCUGAGUGGCAUCAUCCGGCGACAGCCUGUUUCCCUGGACCUCAGCUGGACCAAUAUCUCCAAGAAACAGCUGAGCUGGCUCAUUAACCGGUUGCCUGGGCUCCGAGACUUGGUGCUGUCGGGCUGCUCAUGGAUUGCAGUCUCAGCCCUCUGUAGCUCCAGCUGCCCGCUGCUCCGGACCCUGGAUGUCCAGUGGGUAGAAGGACUAAAGGACGCCCAGAUGCGGGAUCUUCUGUCUCCACCUACGGAUAACAGGCCAGGUCAGAUGGAUAAUCGGAGUAAGCUCCGGAACAUCGUGGAGCUGCGUCUUGCUGGCCUGGACAUCACCGACGCCUCCCUGCGGCUCAUCAUUCGCCACAUGCCCCUGCUCUCCAAGCUCCACCUCAGUUACUGUAACCAUGUCACCGACCAGUCCAUCAACCUGCUCACUGCCGUGGGCACCACCACCCGAGACUCCUUAACCGAAAUCAACCUUUCAGACUGCAAUAAGGUUACUGACCAGUGCCUGUCCUUCUUCAAACGCUGUGGGAAUAUCUGUCACAUUGACCUGAGGUAUUGCAAGCAAGUCACCAAGGAAGGCUGCGAGCAGUUCAUAGCCGAAAUGUCUGUUAGUGUCCAGUUCGGGCAAGUGGAAGAAAAACUCCUGCAAAAACUGAGUUAGUCCAAGGACAAACCGCAGCACGAUUCCAUUUUGCAAGUCUGGCCGAGGGAGCAGCCGUUCUGCCGCCCGUUUCAGAGAUGAGUGAGCCGGGCGCAUUCCUCGGGUCUUUCUGAAUCAAAACUGCACUGCUUUCUGGACCAUUUCUAAGGCGGCCUUUUAUCAAGAAGACAUUCCUGUCGAGAGGAAGAGGAUGGACUUGGGAGAAAUUUUCUUACUCAAGCAUGAGCUGAGGAAUUGUUUUUGGCCGUGGUGGUGGUUUUGUCUUGGACACCUUAUUCCUGGAAACUUUGGGGGUUUUGGUGUCAGCCUAAAGUGGACCACACACCACAUCUGCCGUCUUGACAUAUUUGUUUGGUUUUGUUACAUCUUACAUUAUGCAGAACUAUUUUUGUACAAAUUGUUUAAAAGUUAUUUAUGCAAGGUUUGAAUGCAUACCAGUGUUUUUAUUGUUUUGAGAUUGCCAACUUUCCUGGUUUCUUUAAAGUAGGCGAGAACUUAACCUGUACUUCAUACAAAUCCAUCUACACAUGUGCCCAGAUGUGGCAAAGUAGGCUCAGACCUCCCAGGUAAAAGCAUGUUUAACUGGAAGUUGAGUGCCUGCUUUGUAUGUCAAGAAGUUUAAGCAUGUUGUGGGUAUAUGUAAAUUAGAGUCAAAGUGAGACACUUGGCUAAAUUUCCUCUGUAUAGAAUUCACCUUUUCCUCAAAAUUUUAAAAUUCCGACUUCAGCCUUUGCACUCAGGAGGGUUGUGCUCCAGCAUGAGCUCUUGUACUCUACAUAGAUCUAAUUUCUACAGUGAGUCAAGAAGUAGAAUAAACGAUUCAACAUAGUCUUUCUUUUCCUUUUUUUUCCUCCUCUCCUUCGAAGUGGAGUUGAGUUCUCGUUUAAGGUUUAUAACAUGGCUGUUUCCCAGUUGUAAAGUUAUGCAUUCAUAAGUGCCAUUGUUGUAAGGUGUUGUUUUCCUAGCCCUUCCCUGACACGGUUUUACCUUUGUUGAAUUUGUAUAAACAAUUGUACAAAAAAAGCA